Messenger RNA from Linum tenue, 2335 nucleotides. Lineage: Eukaryota; Viridiplantae; Streptophyta; Magnoliopsida; Malpighiales; Linaceae. The record is from the annotation of a GenBank genome assembly.
CCAUCCACUUCCGUCCAAAAAUCUGUUACUAUUGUCUAAUCAGUAAUCAGCAUGACAUGUUAUUAAAUAUAAUAAUAAAAAAAUAAUUUCAUUAUUUGAAUUAACUCUACAACCCUAACCGGUUCAAUAGCUCGGUUAUGUACCGACCUGGCCGAUUCCUCCGAUUUGGCUAUUAGCAGUAGCGACAGACAGGCCGCAACAGCAGGCGUCGUCGUUAAGGGAGAAGAGCAAACUUGACUGGCGGUGGGGUUCUAGGGUGCGCUGGAAAAGAGAGAGGUAGAGGCGCAACGGGGUGGGAGGAAUUGAGGUGACUUUGUUGUUUUUUAUUUCGGGAGAAAUCAGAGGAGCUCGCUGUGGUGGAGCGGCGGCGGAGUGGUGGAGAAGAAGGCGUCGAGGAAGCGGUCGGAGGAAGGUACAAUUCAGAGUUUCUCACCAUGUGAUUGUCAAUGUGAUAGCGGACUGCCUCUGUAACGCCAUAAGAUAUCAUAUUCAAGGUGAAACCCAAGAAAAUUUUGCACCACAGAGUCUCUGCUAUCUGCAAAUAGGGUCUUCAUCGUUGCAAUCUUCAGCAAUGGGCUUGUCAUCAAACCUCCAAUCUAGCUUCAAUUCACCAACGCAAGUCAGAAUUCUAUGAUGACCAUCAAAUUAAUUACGAAAUGAAAGUGAACUGCCUUCUAGAGACUCCGAUUCUUCUCCAACACUCCACCGCCGCUCCACCGCGAGCUCAAUGACGACAUCUUCUCCACCGUCGACUUCUCCUCCGAUUCCUCCCGAAAUCAACAACAAUAAAGCCACAUCAAUUCUUCCCACCGCUGCGCUGCUGGGAGAGAUCUCGGCUCUCCUCAACUCUUAUUCCCCUGUUGUCCCAACCGCCUCUUGCAACAUAGCUCUCCUCUUUCCUUGGCGGAGCGGCGCCUCUCCCUCUCUCUUUCUCCAGCGAACCCUAGAACUCUACCGCCUAUCGACUCCUACGGCCAGAAAUAGCGGACAAUAACCUGGAGAGAGAUGGGUCGAAGCGGAGUUAAACUCUCUUGGGCCCGGUUCCUCCUGCACUGAAUUGGCCCUGAAUAAAAGGCCCAACCGAAGAAAUCCAUCUCCGGGAAAACCCUAACGCAGUCAGAGAAGUGAUAGCUAGCAAGCAUAGAAGCGCACAGAGAGUAAAACCUGGCUGAGUGCUGACCAUCAUCUUCACCCAGUCGUCGAGUCUCUUCGUUGCUGCCUUGCCUUCUCUGCUCUUUCCCGCCGCCAUGAAGUUCAAUAUCGCCAACCCCACAACUGGGUGCCAGAAGAAGCUGGAAAUCGAUGACGACCAGAAGCUGCGUGCCUUUUUUGACAAGAGAAUCUCUCAGGAAGUCAGCGGUGAUGCCCUUGGAGAGGAGUUCAAAGGCUAUGUGUUCAAGAUCAUGGGAGGUUGUGACAAGCAGGGGUUCCCCAUGAAGCAGGGAGUGUUGAACCCUGGUCGUGUCCGCCUUUUGCUUACCCGAGGAACCCCAUGCUUCCGUGGAUAUGGUAGGCGCAAUGGUGAGCGCAGAAGGAAGUCUGUUCGUGGUUGCAUUGUCAGCCAAGAUCUUUCUGUUCUCAACUUGGUCAUUGUGAAGAAAGGUGAGAGUGAUCUCCCUGGGCUGACCGACACUGAGAAGCCAAGAAUGAGAGGACCAAAGAGAGCAUCCAAGAUCCGAAAGCUUUUCAAUCUGUCAAAGGACGACGAUGUCAGGAAGUAUGUGAAUACCUACCGCCGAACUUUUACCCGGAAAAAUGGGAAGGAAGCGAGCAAGGCUCCUAAAAUUCAGAGGCUCGUGACUCCAUUGACCCUGCAAAGGAAGAGAGCAAGGCUGGCAGAGAAGAAGAAGAGAGUUGCAAAGGCCAAUGCUGAUGCUGCCGAGUACCAGAAGCUCCUUGCAUCGAGAUUGAAAGAGCAGAGAGAUCGUCGCAGCGAGAGCUUAGCCAAGAAGCGGUCCAGGUUGUCUGCUGCUUCCAAACCUUCUGUGGUUGCUUAAGCCAACUGGGGUUUUGUAGGGAUGCCAAACUUUUUUGUUCUUCGUAAUUGUGUUCCCUGAGAGUUUUGGUAUCAACAGUAGGCUAGGCAUGAAGUUUGAUUUGUUCCUUGAAUACAUCACUCACGAACUCAAUCUGAAUGCUUGCAACUCAAAAUUUCUGUUCUAGUAACAGAGAUUGUAGUAGAACCAAGAACUAAACUAACACUGAUCUUUCAUAAAUCAUAAUGAUUGUGGUGAGGAGAUCUAUUUGGCUUAGAUGAUGAACAUCCACUUCAAGACCGAAAAUUAUAUCAAUUGCAAUCUCGAUUGUAUAUCAGUAAAUAUAACACCGAAACAAA